Molecule: messenger RNA, 4533 nt
Organism: Manihot esculenta (cassava)
Lineage: Eukaryota; Viridiplantae; Streptophyta; Magnoliopsida; Malpighiales; Euphorbiaceae
Product: probable potassium transporter 13
Exons: 9
Coding region: 2091-4373 (760 amino acids)
Biological process (GO): potassium ion transmembrane transport
Cellular component (GO): membrane
Molecular function (GO): potassium ion transmembrane transporter activity
Source: RefSeq, a predicted model, not a curated record
CUUGAGAAUCAAAUAGCGACAAUCAUAACCUACAGCUAAAAAUAUAUAUAUAUGUAUUUUCACCGUCAUUUAAUUCAAAGUCAACCCAGAAAUUUUUAUUAUUAUUUUUAAUGGAUCGGCUUUAAUCCUUAAUCUUGCAAAGAAUGGAGAGCUAGGAAUCAAGGUAAUUACUUUAAAAAAAAAAAAAAGAAGAGAUAAACUAGAGGGGGGAAAACAUGAUGCUUUUACUUUUUCAAAUAAUAAUUGGCAAAGAGAUCGCAGUUGCAGCUAAAUUUGUAUCAGAAUUAUGCGUUUAAUUUUCUUCAAUUUCAUGCACUGGUUAUGCACAUGUUUAUUGCAGGCAUGAGUAAUUAACAACAGAAGAUUGAGAUUAAGGGAUUGAUCACUGAUUACUAGUUACAGUUAAAAGGAGGCAACAACAGAGCUUGGGGAUUUUUUGGGUGAAAAACUAAAGAAAAUUGAUGGCUAGUAUUCAGGCUGCUGUUUGUAGAAGUCAGAGAAGAGGUAUGAUCCAAGCUUUAUCAUCAACAAGGAAUAAAGUAGCAUCGAAAAGAGAUGCAAAAUCCUAAUCUCUUUGUUACAGGCUUUUCUGUGAAAAAGCCUGCACGGAUAGUUACGUGGGCAAACUUUCUUCUCUACAGUAGGCAAAUUCCACUCUUCAUGAGAUUGUUAUUUCACUGCCAAAUUUCAGGUUGAAGUUAGGAAAAUCAAUAAGUUUUUUCGUGUUUAGUAAUCCUCAUUGGGAUGAUCCUCCUGCUUUUUUCAAGUAUUCGGGAAUUAGCCGUCAAAUCAUUCUCAUUCAUUUAAUUUUUCAAUGGGUUGGAAAUUCAGCAAGGCCUUUCAAAAUCGUUAAGCAAGCACCACUCCAAAACGUAUAUUAAAUUAGUGUUUACCUUGUGAGAUACCAGUUAGAAAGCUAAAAUUUCCUUUCCCUUUUUCAGAUAAAUGAGGAAAAACAAAAAGAAGAAUUAAAAAGACCAUCUAUGAAAGCCAAACAAGCAAGUCAAGGUACUGACGUUUGAUGAUGGUGAAUUCUAGCAGGAGAAAUAACGGUCAGCAAUGGAACUCUGAUGUUUGGAGCACUUGAUGUUGAUGUAUAUACAAGUAUAUGGAUAAGAGAAAGUUAUGGGCACCAACCGUUUGAAUAAAUUUCAAAACAUAUUUAGGUCUUGCCGUCUGGCCAUUAAACCGGUAAUAAAGAGGGAAGCAUUUGACUUUGUAGAAUUGUCCCAGAAGAAACAGUAAGCAUUAAGCAAGGCAAGGCUUAUAGGAAGACUCGGCUACCUAUCCGAGAAAUGGAACAAGUUAACUAUGUUUGGGCAACCUGGCAAGUAGCUUGAGUUUGUACACUAAUCGUACAAGGAUUCCAUAUAGUUUUGCUUGCUUUUGGACCCCUCUCAGGUAUCUCUCCCCUUACUAACCAGCUGUUUUAGCGUUAUAGCCUAACAAAACUCCAAACGAUUACUGAUAUAGUAAGCAUGAAAAAUAUUUGAACCCCCAAAUAGAUAAAUAAAUAAUCUUUAGAAAUAAUAGACUUGCUGAGCGACAACUUAUUUAUUUUGUUUAAUAUCCUUCCUUUUAAGCUGCAAAAGAGAAAAAAAAAAAUCUAGUGGCAUCUGGCCGAUGAGAAGUAUCUGACAAAACGAGUCAUCGAAACCGAGGGCAGUAAUGCAAUUAAUCAAGCAUAAUUUUGGUAACCACUAAGCAAUAUGAACACUGAAUUUUUUUCUUUCUCUUUUUUGGUAAUAUUGAACACUGAAAUGUUGUUAUUCCUUAUUUUACUUUACCAUGUUAUUUUCUACAAUUAGCGGCUUCUCUUAUCAACUCCUUCUCUAUUUGGUAUCUUUCUCUCUCUGAAGAUGUCAUCAUGAGCUUUAUAAAGAAAGACCACUUUGGAAGAUAUAGACCAUUUGCUGUUAUACAUCCCUUCUAUAUUUUCUUUAUUUGGUAUAUUUAUUUCUUAUUCAACAAGAUAUAGAUAUCCAAACACAUAAAAUAACUACGAAGUGAGUCAGUGUUAUUAGCUAUCCAAAGAAGAAAUCUUUCAGUUUUACUUCCAGUUUUAAGGUGUUACACUUAAGGUGCGAAAAAUGGUUCAAGAAUCGGGCUCUGCAACUCGGGAGUCUCGACUGAAGCUCUACAAAACCACUCUGCUACUUGCCUACCAGAGUUUUGGUGUUGUCUACGGGGAUUUAUGUACAUCCCCUAUCUAUGUCUACAAAAGCACAUUUUCUGGGAGUUUACAGCUCUACGAGGAGGACAAUGAGAUCUUUGGUGUACUUUCUCUAGUUUUCUGGACUUUGACUAUCAUCCCUCUUUGCAAGUACAUUAUAUUUGUGUUAGGGGCAGAUGACAACGGCGAAGGUGGAACAUUUGCAUUGUAUUCAUUACUCUGCCGACGCUCCAAAAUGGGAUUUUUACAGAGCUCUCAUAUUGAGAAUGGAUUUUUGUCUGCUCAAGACUCUUCUGUGCCUACCAAGGAGACAACGACUAACUUGCUUAUAAAGGAAUAUUUCAAGAAGCGCCAUUCUUCUCGAGUUGUGCUGCUGCUAGUUGUUUUGCUGGGGACUAGCAUGGUUAUCGGUGACGGAAUACUGACCCCAACAAUGUCCGGUAUGAGUUCCUAUCAGAUCACCAUGAUAUAUUCAGUAGAUAUGUUUUCUUUUUUUGGGUGCUGUUUAUGCCGAUUUUUUAUUCUCAGGCUUUCCCAUUUCCUUCUGACAGUUCUAUCUGCAGUAUAUGGAAUCCAAAUUAAGGUGCCAAAUUUACAUGAGAAUUAUACUGUGGCAAUCGCCUGUGUGGUCUUGGUGGGGCUUUUUGCACUCCAGCACUUCGGAACACAUAGAGUUGGAUUUCUGUUUGCUCCAAUCUUAUUAGCUUGGCUGCUAUGCCUUGGUGGAGUUGGCAUUUAUAACAUAUUCCAUUGGAACCCUGGUGUAAUAAAUUCUCUAUCUCCAUAUUAUAUCUAUAAAUUUUUUCAGAAAGCUGGAAAAAAUGGAUGGAGGUCACUAGGAGGAAUUUUUCUCUGUGUUACAGGUGCGGAAGCUAUGUUUGCUGACCUUGGCCAUUUCUCAAAACUUUCUCUCAGGAUUGCAUUUACAGUAAUUGUGUAUCCUUGCUUGGUUCUGGCUUAUAUGGGUGAAGCUGCCUACCUAUCCAAGCACAAGGAUGAUCUUCAGAGCAGUUUUUACAAGGCUGUACCAGAGGAGAUAUUUUGGCCAGUGUUUCUCAUUGCAACUUUGGCAACUGUGGUGGGUAGCCAAGCAAUAAUUUCAGCAACUUUCUCCCUCAUUAGUCAGUCUAGGGCACUGGGUUGCUUCCCAAGAGUGAAGAUAGUACACACAUCUAAUAAUAUACAUGGGCAGAUAUACAUACCAGAGGUGAACUGGCUACUAAUGUUAUUGUGUCUCGCUGUUGUUAGUGGAUUCAGAGACACUGCUAUGAUUGCCAAUGCAUACGGUCUUGCUGUGGUUAUAGUUAUGUUCGUCACGACAUUGUUGAUGUUUUUGGUCAUCAGUACUGUGUGGAAUCGAAAUGUUUUAUGGGCUUUCCUGUUUGUAUUAGUAUUUGGAUUUGUGGAAUUGUGUUAUUUCUCUGCAUGCAUUGCCAACGUAGACGAAGGAGGCUGGCUUUCCCUGGUGGUCUCUCUUCUAAUCUUGACACUAAUGUCAACAUGGCAUUACGGUACUUCAAAAAAACUGGCGUUUGAGUUGGAAAAUAAGGUUAGCUUGGACAGCCUGCUAACUCUAGGAUCAAACAUGGGAAUAGCAAGAGUUCCAGGAAUUUGCCUGGUUUACUCCGAUGUUACCAGUGGUGCCCCUCCAAUGUUUGCUCAUUUUGUCACAAACUUUCCCGCAUUCCAUCAGAUUCUCAUAUUCGUUACCCUUCAGUCUUUGAUGGUCCCAAAAGUUCCAGAAUGUGAGCGUUUCCAAAUUGCAAGGAUAGGACCUGCAGAGUUCUCUCUGUUCCAGUGCAUUGUUAGAUACGGGUACAGGGAUGUGAGGGACAGCCAUGACUUGGAAACACAUCUGAUUGAAAACAUAUUAAGGUUCCUGAAAUGCCAAGGCCACAGCAUUGAAAUGGCAAUAAGAGAGCCAACUGAGAAUGGUGAGAGUGGGACAAGAAAAGUGAGGUUUCGAAUAAAUUUGGAAGCAAACAAUGAAGUGGGGGAAGUGAUGGAGGCGAAAGAAGCAGGUGUGGCUUACAUGAUUAGCAAAACCAGUGUGAGAGCAAGUGGGGCAUCAAGCUUCGUGAAGAAGUUUGCCAUUAACAUUGUUUAUGGGUUUCUCAGACGCAAUAGCAGGAGCCCAGCAACAGCACUUGGGAUUCCACCGACCUCGCUUAUUGAAGUGGGAAUGGUUUAUCGAGUAUAGUGUACAGAUUAUCAGGAUAAUAUCACUGUACAUAAUAGAAAAGGGGAACAAGAAAAUAAAGAGAAGAACAGAGGAAGUAUAAACAGCUUAAUAUGUUUGCUUCUCAUCAUAUUCAUGUAAAAAAAAGCUUUACCCCAAAUAUAUCGACUUUCUUUUUUUU